AUGACCACGACGUUCUUCCAACCGGUCAAGCUGCCCGGCGGCAGUCCGCCCGAGUGGACCGGAAGCGAGUCGGGUACCUCCAUGACGAUGAUGGCGCCCGGAAGCUCAUGCGGCGCGGCUGCCUUAGAGCGAUCCUCGGUCCAUAUGCGGCGACGCACCGAGACCGGCGCCCGCCCGCUGGCCAUGUCGCGCGGGCGCAGCGAAAGCAGCGGCCUCCGAGGCAUAGGAAGCUAUACGCGGGGUCGCAGCAUGAGCCUGCCUGUCGACGACGUUCCUAGCGAGAGCACGGACGAGCUGCUCAUUGACAUUGACACGCCAGUCUCCAAGUGCAUGAUUUACACGACGCACGUGCUCGAGCGCACCAACUCGGCCACGAGUGACAGUAGCCCAACGGGUGACGAAGAGUACGCCCCUCGCCCCACCGAAACGUGGCUUGACGAGGUCAUGAACAGCAGGAACCCCGUCCAGCACCGCAGCACGACGACCGUCGACGACGCUCGGCCAGUGUUGCACGACCGGUUGUCGCAGCUUGCCGGGCCCAAAAACUUGACGUCGAAUCGGAGCCGAGGCCUCUCGGUCGCGGGGCACGACCCGGGCUACGUACGCCACGGCAACUCGCCAGCGCGCAACGGCGACACGUCGCUUCGGCUGACUGGCAAGUCGACCGCGCUCCUCAACUUUCCACGCAACACGCGCCGGGCCGUGGGCGCGACCGUCGGUAGCAGCCUUGGGCAAACCCUCGCCAACUCGACGCCCGAGCCGUCCAUGACGCCGUCGCUCUCGUUUGACGGCAGCAGCAUGCAGAAGAAGCUCGCGCUUGAUGAGCCGUCCCAGGCGGACGGGUGUCGCGUUUCGCUUUUUGACUUUGCAAAAAAACACGAAAGCAAGAAGCCCAACCCGGUCGCCGUCGCGCUCGAGAAGAUGUGUACGAAGGAUGCGACGCUCAACAGUCCGGCGAAGAAGGACAAGGCGUCGAAGAAGUGGUGGGAGCUCUCCAACAAGCACCAGAAACAACAAGCACCGCUGUCGAUGGAGAAGAAGCUUGCGGCGCCCGACCUCUCGGCGGUGCCCAAGAAAUCGAUCCUCGUUGCGACACCGCCGACGCCGACGCGCCUCACGACGCAGACGUUCGACGACAAUGACGAGGAUGACGAGAACCACAGCAUCUUUAGCUCGCUUCGGAACGUCGACUUGGUCUCGUCGUACAUUCGCGAGUCGGCGACCAAGGACGCGGCCAUGGAGGAGGACAUUGCCAAGGCGCUCGACGACGCCGAGAGCGACGAGAGCACGCCGACGACCACCGUCGAGUCGCCCGUCGUCGAGUCGCCCGCCGUCAAGUCGCCGCCCCUGAUUCCCGCGGCCGCGCCCGGGCUCCUCCGGCCGCCGCCAAAAAAAGCCCCGACAUUGCGUCGCGCGCCAAGACAUCGGAAGCGGACGGCCGAGACCGCGCUCCAGCGGCAGCUGGCCGAAGCCAAGGCGCGCAUCCCGCUGGAAUUCGCCGACAUGUCGGGCGUCGUCGUCAAGGAGCACAAGCGCAACACGACCCGCAGCGUGACGUGGCCGUCCGAGGAGAGCGCGCUCGAGGAUAUUUAUGUGUUUGAGGUCGUCGAGCCCGAGCCCGACGACGCGUCGAGUAGCAGCAACGACGACGAGCCGCAUACGCUGGUGGAUCUGUAA
Molecule: messenger RNA, 1677 nt
Organism: Saprolegnia parasitica CBS 223.65
Lineage: Eukaryota; Oomycota; Saprolegniomycetes; Saprolegniales; Saprolegniaceae
Exons: 2
Coding region: 1-1677 (558 amino acids)
Source: RefSeq, a predicted model, not a curated record